AGUGUAAUUGAAAUUAAAAAUAUUUUCAAAUUUACCUGCAAAUUGCUAACAUUCAUUAUAUUAAUUGUAGCAUUUGAAGGCUUUUGAAAAUGGAAACAGAUAAUCAAAAUGUUCAGAAAACUCAAUUAUGCAACUAUUUGCCAGAGCGAGUACAUUCUGAAGGAAGACGAAAACUUAUGUCUUGGUUGAAUCAACAAAUGAAAGUCAAUUUAAUAGAUGGUCGCAUUUUAGUAGGAACAUUUGUUUGUACUGAUAAAGAUGCCCAUAUUAUACUUAGUACAUGUUAUGAAUACUUUAAUGAAAAAGAUUUAGAUACUGGAGAAUCUCGACUUUUAGGUUUAGUAAUGAUACCUGGACGACAUAUUGUUUCAAUUCAUACAGAUGUACAACAAAUAAAUGAACAACCUAUAAAUGCAUCAAACUUUGAAGAAAUAAUAUGAUAGCAUAAAAAUUAGCAUAUUGCAGUUAUGAUUUAAUCAUUGUGUGUGUUUUUUUUCAUUGUUAAUAUUUAAUACAAGUCCUAAAUUAUUUUUUUUUUUUUUGUCAAAAUAUUAACAAAUUUUUAAGUAUAUAUGUAAGAAAAUUACAAAU
Messenger RNA from Rhopalosiphum maidis (corn leaf aphid), 591 nucleotides. It is a transcript of the gene Sbat, whose product is annotated as N-alpha-acetyltransferase 38, NatC auxiliary subunit. The transcript is spliced from 4 exons. The record is from RefSeq and is a predicted model, not a curated record. Lineage: Eukaryota; Metazoa; Arthropoda; Insecta; Hemiptera; Aphididae. Gene Ontology annotation, cellular component: NatC complex. The coding region runs from base 90 to 440 and encodes 116 amino acids.